This is a messenger RNA of Dovyalis caffra, 249 nucleotides long. NCBI's taxonomy places the organism in Eukaryota, Viridiplantae, Streptophyta, Magnoliopsida, Malpighiales, Salicaceae. The record is from the annotation of a GenBank genome assembly.
AUGAGGUCACUCUCCUUCGUAGACAAGGCUCGUUCCGCACGACAUGUAUGUAAUGAAUACGGGGCUAGGUCCUUAGGUAAAGCUUCACAAUACGCUACAAGAUCCCCGACAACAUGGUCGAUUUCUGAGCUUGAUGCUACAAAAUCUAUAAUAGAGUUAGUUGAUGAGCUUGAUGUGACUGAAUCCACGGUAGAGUCAAUUGAUAAGCUUGGUGCAACUAAAUCUGCAGAUAGUCCCAUCCCCUCUUAA